Messenger RNA from Gilbertella persicaria, 522 nucleotides. Its product is annotated as E2F-associated phosphoprotein-domain-containing protein. The transcript has 4 exons. Gene Ontology annotation, cellular component: nucleus. Lineage: Eukaryota; Fungi; Mucoromycota; Mucoromycetes; Mucorales; Choanephoraceae. Gene Ontology annotation, biological process: positive regulation of cell population proliferation. Bases 1 to 522 code for a protein of 173 amino acids. The record is from RefSeq and is a predicted model, not a curated record.
AUGAGCAAAGACAAAGAUUCCAACAAGCAAGAAGAGUUAUACGACGAUGUCUAUUUUGACUCAGAACAAGAAUUAGAUCAAGAAACUAUGGGUAUUGGCCUCCCUAAUCAACAAAAGCCAAAGCAACAACAAAAGAAAAGAGUUUUAAGUAAUGACGAGUUACUAUAUGAUCCAGACAUGGAUGACGAAGACGAAGCUUGGGUCUCCAAGCAAAUUGCACAGGAUUCCUCAAGAACAGACCAAAAUAUACCCAUAGAAGCAAAGACAGAUGCUAUUUUGACAUGUCCCAUGUGCUUUACUACUUUAUGUUAUAGCUGUCAAAGACAUGAAAAGUAUGCAGAUCAGUUUAGAGCCAUGUUUGUCAGAAACUGUCAUACAGUGCCUGGCGAAAGAUACAAGUUUAAAAGUGAUGAUGGUCAAGAAGAAUAUUAUCAAAAAGUGACAUGCGAAACGUGUGGCAUUCAAGUGGCCAUGUUGGAUCAAGAAGAAGUCUAUCACUUUUUCAAUGUUGUAGCUACCUAA